AUGGCAGACCACCUCUUCUCCCCCGGCGCCCCCCCAAAGCCCCUCCGCAUCGAGUACACCGGCCCCCUAUACGACGGCGACGACUGGGAUACGUACCCCAGUCGACAAGGCUGGGAAUCUGCGCCAAACACGCCAAAGUUCCCUCCACGACGAAUCCCGCCUGAGUUCCACCCAUAUAUCGAGUGCUGGCUGUAUUUCGGCACGCUGCACUACGUCUUCGGGGACACGCUAGACCAGAAUGACUUUCUUGUCUGCGAGGGUGAAAAGCAGUACAUUACGACAAAGCACCUACCGAGGUAUAUUGAGAACACCAGAGCGUGGAAGAAGCGCAACCGCGGCACACGGAGUAUCGAAAUCGUCUCGAAAGUCUGCAAGGUCCUUCCACUCUAUUACAACACCAUCCGACCUCCCCUGCGCCUCGCCAUCCAGCUCCUGUCCCACGCCCUCUGGAACAUAGCCACCACCCGAGACCCCUCGCUACCAGCACAACCACCGCACGUCCGCACCUGGAUGUUCGCGCAGCCCAGCGAAGUCGAGACAAUGGUAGGCGAUGGAUGGUGCCCGCUCGACGCGGAGAAAUGCCGCAAGGCCGGCGGGGAGGUUGAUACAGCAGCGUAUUUGCUACAACUCGUGCGGACGAAAGCGGACUGGAAUAAGCGGAGCCAUGAAGCGUGCAGGAAGACGGAGUGCGUGGCCGAUAACGUGGACGAGAGCGUCUACGUCACGCGGCAUGUCGACGGACGCUGUAACUGCCAGCACGUCCACGCCGACGUCGAAGCGCUGCACGCCAUCCUGAAAGAGGGGGACAUCCCGAUCGUAGAAAUCGCGCGGCGUCCAAGCGGCGGCGGGUACGAGAUUGCGGUCGCUCGGAGACAAAGCAGGCGGUACGUCGCCGUGUCGCACGUCUGGGCCGAUGGGCUCGGAAACCCAGCCAGCAACUCGCUGCCGCACUGCCAGAUCGAACUGCUCUACGCGCGGGCGAAGACCCUCCUCUCCGAGACGGAGUACGUCCCGCAGUACGAGAACGGCCCGUUUGGGGCUCUGCAUAGCGGCGCUGCACGACUGGCGCAUUUUGCAGGGCGCCGGGCGGAAGCGAGACGGGGGGAGGCUGUUCUCGUCUGGAUCGAUACGCUGUGUAUUCCGCAUGGGCGCGAGGUGCGCGGGCUGGCGAUCACGCGCAUCCGCGAUGUCUAUGUGCGAGCCUACAGGACCAUGCUGCUCGACUCGGAGAUCCGGCAACUCGCUUCCACAGCGAGCGCGCUCGAGCUCGUCCUCCGCGUGCUCUACUGCUCCGGCUGGAUCCGGCGGCUGUGGACGCUGCAGGAGGGGCUGGCUGCGAAGAGCAGGCUGUAUGUGCUGCUGUCCGACAAGGCGGUUAACAUCUCGACCAUGGCAGAUAGUCUGUUCACGAAACUUGAUCAGGGCAAAAUCCCGAUCUUCCAAGCGCGCAUUGCCCGGUUCGCGGCGGGCGUGUGGUACAGCUACUUCCAGCAUACGAUUGACGCGGCGUCGAAGUUCGAGAAGUUCGUGAAUGUGAUGACGAGUCCGUUCAUCGACGCGUCCAUCUCGCAGGACCAGCUGGUUGCCUGGAACUGGUUUAAUGUGGCGACGCGCGCGUCGAGCAAAGACGGGGACCGGCCGGUUGUGCUGGCGGGCGUGCUGGAUCUUGAUGUUGGGGCAAUUCUGAAAGUGAAGGGGGCGCACGAGCGCAUGCGCGUGUUUUAUAGUCUGCUCGACGGGUUUCCUGCCGAUGUGCUGUUUCAGGAUGGGCUGCGGUUUGAGGAGGAUGGGUGGCGCUGGGCGCUGAGGGUUUGUCGGUAUACGGAUGAGAUUCGGUAUUUGGGGCAUGGGGCCGGGAGGAUCACGGAGGGGGGGUUGCAGGUUACGGGGGUGCUUUCGUGGGUGUUUGAGUCGAGUGUUGUCUUUGAUCUGAGACGGCUGGAGGAGGAUGAUGGGCAGUUGGCCUGGGAGGCGUGGCUUGAUGCGGCGCAGAUUGAUCCAGAUAAGCCGGCGAAGGUGUUGCAUUUGAAGGCGAAGCAAGAUGUUUGUUUCCCAGCGGACGAGGUGCAGGGCAUUCUCCUGGAGGAGGUCAGGACUUCUCGUCCUGGGUCGGCGACGCGGUGUGCGCUGGUUUCGCUGCAGGCAAGAGACGAGGAGGUCCAUUAUGCGCGGUAUACGAGCGUGGCCACGGUGCAGUCUGUUGAUUUAGGCUUGUCGAGCUUUCCUGAUGAGGGCUUCCUGAUCGGGGGCACCUGGGAUGACUUGCAAAGGCGAGAGUGGGUGGUAGGAUAA
Aspergillus mulundensis is the source of this 2292-nucleotide messenger RNA. RefSeq lists its product as uncharacterized. Bases 1 to 2292 code for a protein of 763 amino acids. The transcript has a single exon. NCBI's taxonomy places the organism in Eukaryota, Fungi, Ascomycota, Eurotiomycetes, Eurotiales, Aspergillaceae. The record is from RefSeq and is a predicted model, not a curated record.